Cherax quadricarinatus is the source of this 4364-nucleotide messenger RNA. It is a transcript of the gene SPoCk, whose product is annotated as secretory pathway calcium atpase. Lineage: Eukaryota; Metazoa; Arthropoda; Malacostraca; Decapoda; Parastacidae. Gene Ontology annotation, molecular function: P-type calcium transporter activity; ATP hydrolysis activity; ATP binding. Gene Ontology annotation, cellular component: plasma membrane; Golgi membrane; endoplasmic reticulum. The record is from RefSeq and is a predicted model, not a curated record. Gene Ontology annotation, biological process: manganese ion transport; intracellular calcium ion homeostasis; calcium ion transmembrane transport.
AACAACAACAACAACAAGAGGAGUGGUUGUCUGGAGCUCCAUUAUGGUGUUUUCUGGCCUGCUGGUGCCAUUAUAAUGGCUUUAACAACCCUCCUGGUGCCAUUAUAAUGGCUCUUAGACCCGAUAUAACCCUACAUGUUGGUCAGGUUGUAAAUUAUUGCUUCAUAUGAGAGAGAUUUCAGUAUCAAGGAGCUCUAAAGACAAGAAUACUGUACGUACUUAUGAGUGGAAGGUUUUACCACAACUAUGUCUAUGAAAAUAUCUGCAAGGUUUCAUCGGGGAAAUCUGCAUAAUGUUGACGAGAAAAUACCAAACGGACAUUCUACUAUCAUCUACAUAAGAGAAGGGCCUGGGGUCUUGUCUUCCUCCUGUUCCACGCCCGAAAAUACAAUAUUGGAAGUGCCGUCUACCACUCCAGACACUGGUGGUGUGUCUGGGAUGUGGUUGAGUGGACGGGAAGGGGGUGGCUUGCCUUGGGAAGAGAUUUCCCGGGUUCUGCACACAGAUCCCAAUCUUGGUAUCUCUUCCCGAGAGGUUCUGAAUCGUAGACAGCUAGUUGGUUACAACGAAUUCUCUGAGGCAGUGGAUGAUCCCCUCUGGAAAAAAUAUUUGGGCCAGUUUAAAGAACCAUUGAUUCUCCUUUUGCUGGCAUCUUCAUUCGUUUCUUUGUGUAUGGGCCAAUUCGAUGAUGCUGUUGUCAUCACACUUGCAAUUGUAAUUGUAGCAUCAGUGGCAUUUAUUCAAGAGCUUAGAACAGAUAAAGCUCUAGAGGAGCUCAAGAAACAGGUUCCAGCUACUUGUACGUGUCUUCGUGAUGGCAAUAUUCGAGAAUAUCAAGCUAGAGAAUUGGUGCCAGGGGAUAUUGUUCAUCUUAACAUUGGUGACAGAGUGCCAGCAGAUCUGAGGCUGUUUGAGGCCUUAGACCUGAGCAUUGAUGAAUCCAGUUUUACAGGGGAGACAGAGCCUGCGCCUAAGAUAUGCAGUGUAAUAACUACAAGCAACUACAGCACAUCAGGAAGCAUGGGCAACCUUGCAUAUAUGGGAACAUUUGUACGCACAGGUCGGGGAAAGGGCAUUGUAAUAAGUACAGGAGAAAAAUCGCAAUUUGGGGAAUUAUUUCGUAUGAUGCAAGAGGAAGAGGCACCAAGGACACCCUUGCAGAAGAACAUGGACGAAUUAGCCAAAAAACUUUCCGUUUUCUCAUUUGGCUUCAUAGGAAUAGUAUUUAUUUUGGGAUUGUACCAAGGCAUACCUAUUCACAAGAUAUUUAAUAUAGCAGUAAGUUUAGCUGUAGCUGCCAUACCUGAAGGGUUACCCAUUGUAGUCACGAUGACAUUGUGUCUAGGCAUACGACGUAUGGCUCAGCGCUCAGCGUUGGUCAAGGGCUUGCACACUGUAGAAACUCUUGGCUGUGUUACCACUGUUUGCUCGGAUAAAACUGGAACAUUAACUAAGAAUGAAAUGACAGUGACGUCUAUUGCUACCUCAGAGGGUGACGAGUGUCGCAUGACUGGAGUUGGUUAUUCCACAGAUGGUGAAGUUGUGUUUGAAGGAGGAUACUCAGAACUAGCUAAUGAAGCUGUUACCAAACUCUUAGAGACAGGUGCUGUUUGUAAUAAUGCUCAGAUCAUUGGAGGUCAGUUACUUGGACAACCCACUGAAGGGGCUAUUCUUGCUGCUGCUAUCAAGCACGGUGUAUAUAAUGCAAGAGAUAAAUACCAGAGAUUAGAGGAAAUUCCCUUCAAGUCAGAAACAAAAACAAUGUCAGUGAAAGUGAAGAAUAAGAAGACUGGAGAGGUAGAAUGGAUUGUGAAGGGUGCAAUUGAAGCAGUAUUAAGGUCCUGCACUCACUACCAUCAAAAUAUGGCUUUACUUCCACUCUCUCAGGAAAAGCAACAUAAAAUUUUGACUGCAAGCCUUGAGCGUGGGCGGCAAGGACUUAGAGUAAUUGGAAUUGCCCGAGGAUCGUCCUUAUUAGAAUUAAGCUACAUGGGCAUGUUAGGCAUCAUGGACCCUCCGAGAGAAGGGGCUCGGUCUUCAGUGACCACACUGCAAUCCACUGGGGUCAGAGUGAAGAUGGUCACAGGUGAUGCUCAGGAGACGGCAUGUGCUAUAGCUCAAGCUGUUGGCCUGCAUGUACGUCCUGGAACGGUUUUCUCUGGAGAACAGCUGGACAACAUGGAUGACCGGGUGCUGACUGGAUUGGUAUCUGAUGCAACAGUGUUUUAUCGAGUGUCACCCAGACAUAAACUGCGUAUUGUCAAGGCUCUUCAGGAAUGUGGAGAAAUUGUUGGCAUGACAGGUGAUGGUGUGAACGACGUUGUUGCCCUUAAACGUGCAAAUAUUGGUAUCUCCAUGGGCAAGAUGGGUUCAGCGGUUAGUAAAGAAGCUGCUGAUAUGAUCCUCAAUGAUGACAAUUUCACCACUAUAUUAUCUGCAAUUGAGGAGGGAAAAUGUAUUUUUCACAAUAUUUCAAACUUUGUGCAAUUCCAAGUGAGCACUAGCCUAGUUGCUCUCAGUCUUAUUGCACUUUCUACACUCUUUGGCCUACCCAGUCCCCUCAACCCCAUGCAGAUCCUGCUGAUUAAUGUAAUAAUGGAUGGACCUCCAGCACUCACUCUGGGUAUGGAGCCUAUUGAUGAUGAUGUUAAAGUUCAACCUCCCCGAGAUACGACCAAAGAUCUGAUAACAAAGAAACUCAUCAAGAACUGUGUGAUAUCAGCUUCAGUUAUAAUUUGUGGAACCUUGUGGGUCUUCAGAUCUGAAAUGAGUGAUGGUGUUGUGACUGCAAGGGAUACAACCAUGACAUUCGCUUGUUUUGUGAUGUAUGACAUGUUCAAUGCCAUGUCUUGCCGUUCAGAGUCCAAAUCAGUAUUGGAGAUAGGUAUCACUUCCAAUUGGUACCUAUUUGUUGCUCUUACCGCUACAAUUGUUUGUCUACUUGGUGUUGUGUACUUACCCUUUCUCCAGUGGGUGUUCCAGACAGAAGGCAUCCACAUCUCAGACUGGAUACAUCUUUUAUGUCUCACCUCUACAGUCCUCCUUGUCUCGGAAUUUCGAAAGUUCCUCGACCGUCGCCACGAAUACUCUGCUGCAGUUUUUUCAAGCAAGAGAUUUUGGUCAUCAAAGAAAUCUUCAAAAUCAUCAUCAUGGGUGGAUGAAGUGUAAAUUUUCAUUUAUGUAAAAUUGUACGUAUGAAUGUUGAAUGUGAGCAUGUGUAUAAUGUACAGAAAUUGUCCUUAUUUAAGGAUGAGUUGCAUUUGAGUAGAAUUUUUGUAUCAUUUUUAAAACUACAAGAAAACAAAAUGUGAACUUCUGUGCCUCUGUCUCCCAUCAGUUUUUUUAAGCAUUUUAUACAAGGGUGCAAUAUUUCCAUCAUAGGUUUUUUUCAUUGUAUUAAACCUGCAGGUAUCUCAAUUUGUAAUUUUAGUGCUAAUAUAUUCUUCCUCAUUUGGUUUAUUUUUUUACUUUUGACAGGAUUGAAAAACUGCUAAAUAAAACUGAUCAGUUCAAAUUAUAAAUAUUUACCUAUUUGUAUAAUAUAAAGUUGCCAUAAUAAGCUCUUGCUCAAGGGUACCUACUGUAAGGUUUUAGCCAUUAUUGGAAGUCAUUGAAGAUUGUCAGCAUUUCCUCCAUAUUGUAUCUUGCUCUCAUGCAUGCAUAAAAGGCAAACUAAAUACUACAUUAGCUCUUCUUUGAUGCAUUACCUGUAGAAUUUUCACACAUAAGUCAAAUGGUUUUGUAAAGUAAAAGGACACAAGUGCAACUAAUGUGACAUUUUAUUGUGGCAACGUUUCGCUCUCCAGGAGCUUUAUCAAGCCGAUACCGGCUUGACAAAGUUCCUGGAGAGUGAAACGUUGCCACAAUAAAAUGUCACAUUAGUUGCACUUGUGUCCUUUUACUUUACAUAUUGUCAGUAAUUCUACCAACAUUAUUACAAUCAUAUGGUUUUUUUGUCUUGAGGUCAAAUUCUACAGAUAUUCAUAAUUUAAAUCUUAGAUGUUGCUUAUUGUUCAGUGAUGCCCUUUUGGUUAAUAGCAGUGCAGGCAAUUUUUAUCAGCAGUGUCGAGAAUUUUUUAUAAUUUUUAUAAACGGUUAUAGAAGAUGACUCAAAUGUACUAUGAUGCUGAUAUAGUUUUGAGAAUGUUUAACCUGUGUUACUCUUCCCUAAUAAACGGAGUGGAUCAUAUGUCCCAUAAUGUGGAUACGAUUUGCUUAUUUGACUGUAUUUUUACAUUAAACUUUUAUUGUAAUACAUGUGGUUUUUCUCAACAGAAAAACCUGUAUUGCUUGACUAUGAUAAAAUUGCAGGAUUUCGGCAUUUACAGUGUGACCUAGUUUCAUGAAUAAAAUAUUUUCCAGUA